AUGAAGGGCGACACGCGCCAGCUGAGCGGAGAGGAGGAGGUCAGCGGGAGGGAAGACUCCAUCCUGACCAACGGGGCCUGCAGCGACCAGUCCUCGGACUCCAAGGAUGCCCCGUCACCCCCGAUCCUGGAGGCCAUCAGCACCCCGGAGAUCAGAGCCACAGGCCGAAGAUCGAGUUCCCGACUGUCCAAGAGGGAGGUGUCCAGCCUGCUGAGCUACACACAGGAUCUCACCGGCGAGAGAGACGACGGGGAAGACGGAGAAGGCUCCGACACGCCAGUGAUGCCGAAACUCUUCCGGGAAACCAGGACGCGCUCCGAAAGCCCAGCCUCCCUGCAGCGCCGCACAGAGUCCUCGGCCAGCACCCCGUGGCCGUCACCCUCCAGCUCUUACCUCACCAUCGACCUGACGGAGGACGACGUGAUCCCACAAAACAGCAGCACGCCCUACACCAGCCUGGUCACCGAGGGCCCGCAGGAGGGCCCGGAGUCCCCCCACGCGCGGGAUGCUGACAGCCGAGACAUAGAGAGCACCGAGUACCAGGAUGGGAAGGAGUUUGGAAUUGGGGACCUCGUGUGGGGAAAGAUCAAGGGCUUCUCCUGGUGGCCGGCCAUGGUGGUGUCCUGGAAGGCCACAUCCAAGCGCCAGGCUAUGUCCGGGAUGCGCUGGGUACAGUGGUUUGGUGAUGGCAAGUUCUCUGAGGUCUCCGCAGACAAACUGGUGGCCCUGGGGCUGUUCAGCCAGCACUUUAACCUGACCUCCUUCAACAAGCUGGUCUCCUACAGAAAGGCCAUGUUCCAAGCCCUGGAGAGAGCCCGGGUAAGGGCCGGCAAGAACUUCCCCAGCAACCCAGGAGAGUCACUGGAGGACCAGCUGAAGCCCAUGCUCGAGUGGGCUCAUGGGGGCUUUAAGCCUACCGGGGUUGAGGGCCUGAAACCCAACAACAAGCAACCAGGGAAUAAGACACGCAGACGCACCGGGAACGCAGACGACUCCGUGGCCUCCGACUACUGCCCCCAACCCAAGCGCCUGAAGACAAACUGCUAUAACAACGGCAAGGACCGAGGGGACGAGGAACAGAGUCGAGAGCAAAUGGUUCUGGAUUUGACCACCAACAAGAACAGUCUGGACGAGAGCUGCUUGUCCUGUGGAAAGAAAAACCCCAUAUCCUUCCACCCACUCUUUGAGGGGGGUCUCUGCCAGACAUGCCGGGACCGCUUCCUCGAGCUCUUCUACAUGUACGACGAUGACGGCUACCAGUCCUACUGCACCGUGUGCUGCGAGGGCCGCGAGCUGCUGCUCUGCAGCAACACCAGCUGCUGCCGGUGCUUCUGUGUGGAGUGCCUGGAGGUGCUGGUGGGCGCUGGAACUGCCGCGGACGCCAAACUGCAGGAGCCCUGGAGCUGCUACAUGUGCGUCCCCCAGCGCUGCCACGGUGCCCUGCGGCGGCGCAAGGACUGGAACACGCGCCUGCAGACCUUCUUCACCAGCGACCCGGGGCUCGAAUACGAAGCCCCCAAAUUAUACCCUGCGAUCCCUGCCGCCCGGAGACGGCCCAUCCGCGUCUUGUCCCUGUUUGAUGGCAUUGCAACAGGUUACUUGGUCCUUAAAGAACUGGGCAUCAAAGUCGAGAAGUAUGUGGCCUCAGAAGUGUGUGAGGAGUCCAUCGCUGUGGGCACAGUGAAACACGAGGGGAACAUCAAAUACGUGAACGAUGUCCGGAACAUCACCAAGAGAAACAUUGAAGAGUGGGGCCCCUUUGACCUGCUGAUCGGCGGCAGCCCAUGCAAUGACCUCUCCAACGUGAACCCUGCCCGGAAGGGUCUGUAUGAGGGCACAGGCCGGCUAUUCUUCGAGUUCUACCACCUUCUGAAUUACACACGCCCCAAGGAGGGUGAAGACCGGCCCUUCUUCUGGAUGUUCGAGAAUGUGGUGGCCAUGAAGGUUGGCGACAAAAGGGAUAUCUCCCGCUUCCUGGAGUGCAAUCCGGUCAUGAUCGAUGCCAUCAAAGUAUCUGCGGCACACAGAGCUCGCUACUUCUGGGGCAACCUGCCCGGGAUGAACAGGCCCGUGAUAGCAUCAAAGAAUGAUAAACUCGAGCUACAGGACUGCUUGGAAUUCAAUAGGACAGCAAAGUUAAAGAAAGUACAGACAAUAACCACCAAGUCGAACUCGAUCAGACAAGGGAAAAAACAACUUUUCCCUGUUGUCAUGAAUGGCAAAGAAGAUGUUUUGUGGUGCACUGAGCUAGAAAGGAUCUUCGGCUUUCCCGUGCACUACACGGACGUGUCCAACAUGGGCCGCGGAGCCCGCCAGAAGCUGCUGGGGCGGUCCUGGAGUGUGCCUGUGAUCCGACACCUCUUUGCCCCCCUGAAGGACUACUUUGCCUGUGAAUAGUUGCCCCCAUGGGUCUGCUGGGGUACCCAGGGCCCUGGGUGGAGCCUGGACCCAGGAGCUGCUGCCUGUCCUCAGCUCAGCCAUGAGGUGCCGCACUGCUUACCUCAGUGGGAGCCAACAGCCACCCCCCUCCUGGCAGGGGGCACCCAGGUGCACGUGCACGCACACACACACACACAUGCACAUGCACACACACACACACACACACACACACACACACAAACACACACACACCCCUACCUGGUCGCUCAGCGCGGCCGACUCGGUGCUCUUUUUUGUCUUCUCAAACUUUAAAACUUGAAGUAGGUUAUAGUAAGAUGGCUUUUUUUCCCCAUCCUGGGUCGACGCUCAGAAAAACGAUGGCUAAGAUACCAAAACCACAGGGCCACGGAGCUCCGUCUCCCAGGUCCACUCGAUUAUCCCACUCAAGACACUGUCUUCUCAGGCCCUGGCUCCCUGGGGUGCCACCCUGCACCUUUUUUUGUUGUUGUUGUUUGUCAAGGCCUAGGAUGUUGGUGUUUGAGUCCAGCUCCCUCCCCCACCACCUCUCUUAGGGCCACCAGAUGAGGAAAUGUCUUGAAUUGCCCCCCACCUGUCCCCCUGCCCUCAAUAUCAUGGGCUGGAAUUGGGGGCCUUUAUAUUUUUCCAAAAGUCAGUCGGCCUGACAUUAUCAUUAAGGUUUGUUCUUGCCCACAGGGCUAAGGGCAGCGCCAGCCUGGGCCUGUCCUUCCCAGGGACUACAGGAGACUGGCCUCAGGAGGCCUCUGAGCUGGACGCUGCUGCAGAUGCUCUCCCUGGCUCCCUGGACCUCUCCAGAGGAGCCCAGGCGCAGUCCCCAGAGACGCCAGACCUCCUUCUCCUUUUCUCAGCUUCCUCUGCACCCUGCACCCAGUAGCCAGGCAGGGCCGUGCCCAAAGGUCUCCAGCAGCCC
Molecule: messenger RNA, 3328 nt
Organism: Sorex araneus (European shrew)
Lineage: Eukaryota; Metazoa; Chordata; Mammalia; Eulipotyphla; Soricidae
Gene: DNMT3B
Product: DNA methyltransferase 3 beta
Exons: 20
Coding region: 1-2397 (798 amino acids)
Biological process (GO): negative regulation of transcription by RNA polymerase II
Cellular component (GO): nucleus
Molecular function (GO): DNA binding; DNA (cytosine-5-)-methyltransferase activity, acting on CpG substrates
Source: RefSeq, a predicted model, not a curated record